Drosophila innubila is the source of this 1499-nucleotide messenger RNA. RefSeq names its product histone deacetylase complex subunit SAP30 homolog (gene Sap30). Gene Ontology annotation, biological process: regulation of DNA-templated transcription. The record is from RefSeq and is a predicted model, not a curated record. The transcript is spliced from 2 exons. Gene Ontology annotation, molecular function: transcription coregulator activity; protein binding. Gene Ontology annotation, cellular component: histone deacetylase complex. The coding region runs from base 301 to 825 and encodes 174 amino acids. NCBI's taxonomy places the organism in Eukaryota, Metazoa, Arthropoda, Insecta, Diptera, Drosophilidae.
ACAGAUAUUUUUCCCUCUAAGAGGUUGGCAACACUGGCUGUGGUGAAUGGGGGGUGAGAAAAACGCACAAAGUCAGAGCAUAAAGCAAAGAAGAAGGAAGGUAACAAAAAAAAACUACAAUUAAAUCUCGUAUUUCGAAAAGUACGUACUCGCGAGUGUGUAUGUGGAAGCAAAAAAGUGAUAGGCAUUAAAUAUAGUAAAACGGGCCGUUGCUGACACCCCUCCCCCAGCACACAAAGCAACAGCGACAGCAGCAGCACCAACAACAACAACAAUAAUAUCAAUACCAAUAAAUUGACCAUGAACAACGGAUUCAGCACCGGUGAGGAGGACUCACGGGGUGGCCAUACGGACCAAACGUGCUGCCUGAUCGAUGACAUGGAGCGAUGCCGCAAUCAGGCUGGCUACGCCGGCUACAGCAAACGUAUACAGAAAACGGUGGCCCAAAAGCGUCUUAAGCUAAGCAGCGAUCCAAGUGCGCAGCACAUUUACAUAUGUGACUAUCAUAAAGCCAGAAUACAAUCGGUGCGUACGAAGCGUAGGCGCAAGGACAGCGAGGAUGACAGCAACGAAACGGACACCGAUUUGCAUGAAUUUCCCGAUCUAUACCAGCUGCAUGUGUCCACACUGCGUCGUUACAAGCGUCACUUUAAGGUGCAGACGCGGCAGGGCAUGAAACGUGCCCAGUUGGCGGAUACCAUCAUGAAGCAUUUCAAGACAAUACCCAUUAAGGAGAAGGAGAUCAUCACGUUCUUUGUGUAUAUGGUUAAAAUGGGCUCCAACAAAUUGGACCAAAAGAACGGCAUUGGCAAUGAUACCACUUGAACGCAACUCCUACGGCAGCGACGGUAUCGGUAUCAAUAUCGUUAUUAAUAUUGAUGCCAUCUGCUAAUAUCAGCGCUGCUGUCUCUCUAACACACACACACAAACACACACAAAACAAUAGACACAUACAUACGUAUACCAAACCACACAUAUGAAAAGGGCCUACAGUGAAAUUGAAAUAGAAGCAAAAUAAGCAGCAUAAAUAAUAAUUAUAUAGCCCAAAGCUUUUAGUGCUUUUACAAUUGUUUAUAACUUUGCUCAACAAUUUGCCAGCCGGAGUAAUGUUAUGUCCUUGGCUGCAAAAUCCGUGUUAAACUUGUAAAAUGCGGCUCAUUCCGCUGGUUCGGGCCUGUGACCAAGAUUUACAGUUAGUCAAAUAACUAUUUUGACAAAUUUAAAAUUUUAUUUAAAAAAAAAAAAAAAAUACGAGUAUUUUUAUUUUAUUUUCUUAUUUUGUUGUAGUUGCUUAUGGUUAUUAGAACAAGUGAAAAACAGAAACAAUAUCCAUUGGAACCAACAAUUUCAAAAAAAUAUAACCACUUUUUUUUUUUUUUUUUUGUCAAAACAUUUAAUUGACAUUCUUGUAUAUUUUGUGGGCUCAAUUUUGUGGAACGGUUGUGUGGCAAUCGAUGCUAUUCGUAAUUUAAUUUCUAUACAUACAGAUUUAUUAAGUA